AAAGAUCUUUCAACCUCAUCUCGCGGCUCCUUCUUGUUCGGCUACCUUCAUCUACUCCAAUCAAUCAUGGCCGCACUGCUUUCGUCUCUCUCACACUCCGAGUAAGCGUAACAACGUACCACAAGAAGAACAAGGAGAUCGAAAUGAACUCUCCGCCGAUGUGGACGGCGGUUCAGCCACCGUUCACGGUGGCGCAAUGGCAGGAGCUUGAACACCAAGCUCUCAUCUUUAAGUACCUCAAGGCUGGACUGGCCGUUCCCCUCGACCUCCUUAUUCCCAUUCGCAGGAGUCUCGAUUUGAUGCCGCCGCAGCUCGUUCAUCACCCGUCUUUGGGUUAUUGCUCGUAUUACGGGAAGAAGAUCGACCCAGAGCCGGGGAGGUGUCGAAGGACGGAUGGGAAGAAGUGGAGAUGCUCGAGAGAUGCGCAUCCGGACUCCAAGUACUGUGAACGGCACAUGAUACGCCGUCGUUACCGUUCAAGAAAGCCUGUGGAAUCGCAACAAGCUGCUUCGCAGUCUUCGUCCAAUUCGGCAUCGGACGUUGUUGCUGCUGGGAGCAGAAGUGGCUCUGGAAGCUUCCAGAGCUUGCCCUUGCACGGAAAUGGUGCUCGUGAGGGUUUGAACCUUGGAAAUAACGCAUCACAGCAUCAGCUACAAUCUCUUCCCGGUGAGAUUAGCAAGAAAGAUUACAGGUUUGGACUGAAUUCUGAAGUAGACGAGCACAACUUCUUACAGAAAGGACUGGGAAGCACGAGUUAUCUGGGUUUUGACUCUGCCUCGGACACCAUGUGGCCUCAUAUCUCACGAGUUCCCUCAGAUCUUGUCUCUGAGUCGAGAAAUAGUUCUACUAUUGUUAGCAGCUGCUUCCAGUUGGGGACCGGGCGGGAUCCUGAGCCACUGAACAUAAAUGCUGCAAGAUCAAAGCAAGAUUUCUAUGGUGAUCAGCUUAGCUUGGCUGGGUGUUUGAAACAGGAAUAUCAGUCCCCACAGACGUUUUCAACCGACUGGCUCUGGAAGAACUCGAGCUCCCCAUCUGUUGAGUAUAGGCCCAAUAAAGAUUCUAGCUGUAACCCUGAUGGCAUGAAUCCCUUUCAGUGACUGAGUGGAGGGAAAUGUAAGGAGAGAAAGAGAUGGUGAGUCGCACGCUUAUCUUUUUCUUCACACUUUUCCUCCUGUGACUGGAAGGGAUUUGGGUCGAUGUUGAUGUUGAUGUUGAUUAUGGUGGAUCUUUUAUAGUUACUUGCAAGGAGUAUGCUUGUCCUGUGCAUAUUGACUUUCCCGGAAGCAGACCUUUAAAAUCACCUCACUACCUCCAUCCCUUCCUUCCCUAACCAAAGGAAAUCUAUAUAAAUAAAUAGAAUUCUUCAGGAGGUGAUAUGUUAUCAUGGUUCUUUAUGCAGAUGCUUAGGGGAAUUAAGGUUUAAUUUCCGAGCACCAAAUUUGUGGUACUCAUUGUUGCACAUGUAUUUCAAGGAAUUCUACUACUAUUUUUAUUUUUGGUUAUAUUUAAACUUAGAAUAUGAUUGGGCUUUUGCUUUUACCAUGAUCUGCUAUUGGCAUCUCCUUUGACAUAAUGCUUAAAUACAAUGUUAUUCUCGUUCUAU
This is a messenger RNA of Neltuma alba, 1603 nucleotides long. Its product is annotated as growth-regulating factor 3. The transcript has 4 exons. The coding region runs from base 144 to 1097 and encodes 317 amino acids. Gene Ontology annotation, biological process: regulation of DNA-templated transcription; DNA-templated transcription; developmental process. Gene Ontology annotation, cellular component: nucleus. The record is from RefSeq and is a predicted model, not a curated record. Gene Ontology annotation, molecular function: ATP binding. NCBI's taxonomy places the organism in Eukaryota, Viridiplantae, Streptophyta, Magnoliopsida, Fabales, Fabaceae.